UGAGUGAGUCUGACUGAUGAGUGGGUCUGAGUGAUGAGUGAGUCUGAGUGACGAGUGAGCGUUCUCUCUCCUCCGGCGCGGUCCGCCAAUAUCAAGAACCCCAUACUUAGGAUAUGGGGAACAAGAACCCCAUCUUAGGAUAUGGGGAAAAAGGAGAGGACCCGCGGGGCCGGGGGGAAGGUCGAGCGCCGGCGCGGCCCUCCGCGCGGCAAGCGCCGACGAGACAGCAGCCGCUCGCGACCGGGGGCGGCCACGGAUGUGGCGGGCUGGACGCCGCUCCACACGGCCGCUUUCGUUGGCAGGCCGGGCGUGGUCUCCAUCCUGCUCGGGUGUGGCGCCGAUUCCAGACUGCGCAGCCUGGCCGGCCAGUGCGCGGCGGACCUGUGCUCGGACGCGCGGACGCGAGGCAGGCUGGUCGUGGCGGCGCCACCGCAGCCGCCCGCGGCCAGGCCGCGCUCAGUUGGCGGUCUUGGGGCCGCGCGUCUUGGCGCGGAGGCCGUUCCUUGCAUCAUCGACGUCGAGGGCAGCGGCACACCGUGGCAGGAGACUGCAAACCCUGAGAAAACGCAGGCGGAGGUGCGCUAUGAGCCGUUCUUCGUCCCGCGGAGUCCAGUGAUCGAUUGCCAGGACCAGCUUCCGAACUUCAACCGGUUGCUCACCAGCAUUGGGCAGGUUAUCUUUGAUAAGCAGCCCGGCCGGGGUCUGGCUUUCCUCGUGGCCACCGGGGCAUUGCGGGAUUAUCCCGUGGACAUGAUUGGUUUCUUGCGGUCAGGCAUCCUUCACCCCGCAAGCAUCGGUGAGUUCCUCGGGGAGGACUUCUCGCUGUCGAGGGUCCUGCGCAUGGAGUUCUUCAACCUGAUGCGUCUGAGGGGCUGCGGGGUCGUCGCCAGCCUGGCGAAGGUCUUCCUGCACUUCCAGGUGCCGGAGGACUUGCAGAAGGCUGAUCGCCUCCUACAGUCCAUAGCGGAGGUCUGGUGGAGGCAGCACACGGCUGCGAAGAAGCUCGCGGCGGCCUGGUCGCGGGCCUCUCCAGAGGUUGCGCCAUCUAAGCCCGCUGAUGAUGGCGGUGAGGGCCAGGCUGAAGGACAUCCAGAAGUGCAGGCCGAGCUGGCGGGCGCGGAGCUGCGCGCAGCCCUGCCAGACUGUGGCGUGCUCCACCAGCUGCUGUUCUCGGCCUUUAUGCUGCACCGGAGCCUGGGCGACCCCCUUUGCGGGCCACCGCCGCCUGGCCUGUCGGAGUGGAUCGAGUUGCACCGCGGAGUGGCUGGCAUGGAUUGCCGCUCGCCAGACCGCGUGUUGACGCCUGUGUACCGCGCAGUGCAGGGGUUGCCGAGGCCAGGCGGCCCGCGGCUGCCGCCCGCGGCAGAGGGCGGCCUCUUCCGCUCGCCGCUGGCGCCCCACGCGCGUGCGGAGGGCUGGGCCAAGGUCGUAGGCGGCGACCUGCCCUGGCCGCUGCGGCCGGAGGCGGCCGGGUACUGCGCCGCGGGCGGCUCAGCGCAGUUGCUGAGCCUGCUCAGCGAGACCGCCGGUGCCGCCGACCUCUGGCGCUCUGGCGGCCCACCCGGCGCCGGCGCGGCAGGGCAGCAGCCCCUGCAGCCGCUCGUCGCCGGGUCCCAGCAGCCAUCCGCGGAGAGCGCGCGGGCGGCCGAGGCGCCGGGCCCCCUGUGGCUGAGCCUGUGCCGCUCGCUGCUCUUCCUGUCGUGGAGGCCAGACGAGGGCGCCCCCUUCGCAUUCGUCCAUGCCGCCUGGGCCCGAGUCGAAGCCGAUGACCAGGCCCUGCGGCUGGUGCUCCGCGCUGGCGGCGGUGCUGGCGCGUCCGCGCCGCGCGCCACGCCGUGCGCCGUGCCGGGCGCCGCGCCAGGCCCACGCGGCACGAAGUCGGACAGCAGUUCGGAGUAUUUUGGGGCUGUGGGUUCGGUUUUCAACUGCUUGCGCCUCGGGGGA
Prorocentrum cordatum is the source of this 1944-nucleotide messenger RNA. The record is from the annotation of a GenBank genome assembly. NCBI's taxonomy places the organism in Eukaryota, Dinophyceae, Prorocentrales, Prorocentraceae.